CUUAUGGCUGAACUGCGUUUCGAUAAUCGUGUAGUACUCAUCACUGGUGCUGGGGGUGGUCUUGGAAAGGCAUACUCUCUCUUUUUUGCUUCUCGAGGUGCGUCCGUUGUGGUCAAUGAUCUUGGCAGCACUCGCAUUGGUGGUGAUGCAUCUGGAAACCAUCGUGCUGCUGAUGUUGUUGUCGACGAAAUUCGCAAAGCAGGUGGAAAGGCUGUUGCAAACUAUGACUCUGUGGAGUUUGGUGAAAACAUUGUUGAAACUGCAAUCAAGGCCUUUGGACGCAUUGAUAUUGUCAUCAACAAUGCUGGCAUUUUGAGAGAUAAAUCCUUUUCACGCAUGACAGAUGCCGAUUGGGAUUUGAUUCAGAUGGUGCAUGUCAAGGGUGCUUACAAAGUCACCAAGGCUGCCUGGGAUCACAUGCUCAAACAAGGUCAUGGCAGAAUCAUCAACACUGCAUCUGCUGCCGGAAUUUAUGGAAACUUUGGACAGGCAAACUAUAGUGCAGCCAAGCUUGCUCUAUUCGGAUUCUCCAAUGCACUUGCACGCGAAGGAGCCCGCAAAAAUGUAUUGGUCAACACCAUUGCACCACUUGCGGCAUCUCGAAUGACCGAGACAGUUUUGCCUCCAGACAUGCUUGCUGCUUUGAAACCAGAGUUUGUUGUUCCAUUGGUUGCCUAUUUGACACAUGAUUCCUGCAUUGAGAAUGGAUCUCUCUUUGAAGUUGGUGCUGGGUUCGUUUCCAAGCUGCGCUGGGAAAGAUCAAAAGGCGCCGUGUUCAAAGCAGAUGCUACAUUUACUCCUGCAUCUGUAGGUGCCAAAUGGACGCAAAUCUCUGAUUUUUCUCAUCCUGAUUAUCCAACAUCUAUUAUGGACACAGAUUGGGUUGGGCUUCUGGAAAAAGCCAAGGCACUUCCUGAAAACCCUAAUCCAACCAGUCUUCGCUUUGACGGACGCGUUGCAAUCGUCACUGGUGCUGGAAACGGUAUUGGUCGUACCUAUGCACUCUUGUUUGCCAAGCUUGGUGCUUCUGUGGUGGUGAAUGAUCUCGGAGGCUCGACCAAUGGUGUUGGCGGUGCUAAUGCAGCUGCAGACAAGGUAGUGGAAGAAAUCAAGGCACUCGGUGGAAAGGCUGUGGCCAAUUAUGACUCUGUCGAAGAAGGCGACAAAGUUGUCGAAACUGCACUCAAAGCAUUUGGACGUGUUGAUAUUGUUGUCAACAAUGCUGGCAUUCUGCGUGACAAGUCAUUUUCCCGUAUGGCCGAGAGUGACUGGGAUCUUGUCCACCGUGUCCAUUUGCGAGGAAGUUACAAAGUUUCCAAGGCUGCCUGGCCGCAUAUGCUCAAGCAAAAGUAUGGUCGCAUCAUCAAUACUUCAUCUGCUGUUGGCCUGUAUGGAAAUUUUGGACAGGCAAAUUACAGUGCUGCCAAGGCUGGGUUGAUUGCUCUUUCAAAUACUCUUGCAUUGGAAGGAAAGAAAUCCAACAUUAUUGUGAAUACAAUUGCUCCUAAUGCUGGUACUCGCAUGACUGCGACAGUCAUGCCUCCUGAGAUGGUGGAGGCACUCAAGCCUGAAUAUGUUGCACCCUUGAUUGCUUUUUUGGCCCACGAGUCCAACACUGAUACGGGCUCUAUUUUUGAAGUUGGAUCUGGGUGGAUUUCCAAGGUUCGCUGGCAGCGCACAGGUGGUGUCGGAUUUCCUGUAGACUGUCCACUUUUUCCAGAGCACAUUCAAUCGCGUUGGGAUACCAUCACCAACUUUGGAGAUGGACGUGCAACCUAUCCAACAUCAACUCAGGAUUCAUUUUCUGCUGUUCAAGCCAAUUUUGAAAACAAAGCGUCUGCCACUUUAAAAAAAAGUGAUGGGGGCGUUGAUGUUGAAGGUGCUAAAUCUGCGAGUUUUAAAUCUGCAUCAUUUGAAUAUACCGACAGAGAUGUCAUUAUAUAUGCUCUUGGUGUUGGUGCAAAAAAAACCGAUCUGGAUCUUGUUUACGAAGCCUCGGACAAAUUUACCGUUAUUCCAACAUUUGGAGUUAUUCCAGCGUUUGAUUAUCAGAUUCGUCAUGUCAGUUUUGGCGACUAUUUGCCCAAUUUCAAUCCUAUGAUGCUUCUUCAUGGAGAACAGUAUUUGGAGAUUAAGAAACCAUUGGCUAGUGCUGGAAAAUUGACUUCCACUGGCAAGAUUAUUGAUAUUCUUGACAAGGGCAAAGGUGCUGCUGUCAUUCUUGGCGUUACUACAAAAGAUUCCAGUGGUGAUGUUGUGACUGAAAAUCAAUUCACCUUUUUUAUCCGUGGAUCUGGCGGAUUUGGUGGUAAGAAGGACAGCGAACGAGGAGCUGCUACUGCUGCAAAUGACCCACCCAAACGUGCUCCAGACCAUAUCACUCGUGAAAAGACGUAUGAUGAUCAAGCUGCUUUAUACCGUCUUUCUGGUGACUACAACCCUCUUCAUAUCGAUCCCCAAAUGUCAGCCAUGGGAGGCUUCAAGAUUCCAAUCUUGCAUGGACUUGCCACCUUUGGUAUUUCUGGAAAGCAUGUGUUUGCCAAGUAUGCCAACAACGACCCCACAAAAUUCAAGUCUAUCAAAGCUCGCUUUACCAAGCAUGUGUUUCCAGGAGAAACUUUGGAGACGCACAUGUGGAAAGAAGGUUCCAAAGUGAUUUUUAUUACUCGUGUCGUUGAGCGCAACGAAGUAGUCAUAUCCAAUGCAUCUGUAGAACUAAAUGAGGGUACUGUAUCUGUCAGUGCUGAUCCUGUUCCUGCCGGUGUGAUGGUUCCAGGAUUUGCUGCGUCCAAGGUAUUCGAGCAAAUUGAAGCUGGACUUAAAUCAACUGCCGGUCCAGCCCGUGCAGCAUUAAUCAAAAAGGUUAAUGCGGUGUUUGGAUUUGACGUAACCAGCAAUGGCAAGACUCAGUCUUGGUUUGUAGAUCUCAAGAAUGGAGAUGGAAAGGUUGGAGCUGGCACACCUCCUAGCAAAGCGGACAUGACUGUGGUUGUUGGGGACCAAGAUUUUCUACAGGUUGCUGCUGGUACCCUUAAUCCUCAAAAGGCAUUCAUGUCUGGUAAAAUCAAGAUCAAAGGAAACAUGAGUCUAGCAACUAAACUGGAUGUAGUUCUUAAACUUGGCGGAUCAUCCAAAGCCAAACUUUAAGCUCUAUUCAUGACUAUAUUGCGAAAAUAAAGUAUCGAAUUUUUAUCGUGCAGAUUUCAACUGGACAUUUUAUAGCAGCUGAACAAAAA
Messenger RNA from Batrachochytrium dendrobatidis JAM81, 3236 nucleotides. RefSeq lists its product as uncharacterized. The transcript is spliced from 13 exons. The coding region runs from base 4 to 3147 and encodes 1047 amino acids. Lineage: Eukaryota; Fungi; Chytridiomycota; Chytridiomycetes; Rhizophydiales. Gene Ontology annotation, molecular function: oxidoreductase activity. The record is from RefSeq and is a predicted model, not a curated record.